Molecule: messenger RNA, 295 nt
Organism: Bursaphelenchus xylophilus (pine wood nematode)
Lineage: Eukaryota; Metazoa; Nematoda; Chromadorea; Rhabditida; Aphelenchoididae
Source: the annotation of a GenBank genome assembly
AUGAUGUUUUUUCGGUAAGGUGAGCUGCGCUUGGUGAUAGUCAAAAUAAUAUUGUUUAUUUGUAGAGCUGGGCCGUCAAGACGCUGGAUCACCAAUGGAAAGACAGUAUUUGACCGAUCAGAAGCCGGAAUUCAUCAAACGGGUGAGUUAUUUAUAUUGUACUUAGGUUUGAUUUUUAGGCCAUGCGAUGCGGAUACCCGACGGUAACGAUGGUGGUAAUGCCUUGUUCCGCUUCGACGCAAUCGACCCGACCCUUUCUUCCAAUCGUCGACUUGAAUCAGCGCCAUGGAGUUAA